CGUGAACCAAAUCGCGCGAAAUUUUAGUGGAAGGUUCACCCGAGGAAGGGUGAAGAUGGCACAGGAUAUGCGGGAACUGAGGAACUACAUCACGGCCAAGGACGGAUACGAGUAUACAGAAGUGGCCGAUGGCUUGGUGUGUCUUCACAUCACCCACUCGAACCUUCGCGCGACGAUCGUGGACAUUCGCUUGGACAUGCACAUGACGCUGGCCGAAGUGAAGGAAAAAGUGUACCGGCAUUGCGGUACAAAGCCCGAUUACAUGACGCUCGUCUUGAAGAGUGGGUCUACGGUUAUCGGGAUCAUGGACGACGAGAGGCGCAUGCUCGGGUACUACCCCGUCCAGCACGGGAUGACGAUCCACGUCGUAGACAACGAUCCGUUCUCGCUUGCGAAAGGCGGCGGACUCGAAGACGUGUCGUUGAUCAAGAAGUACGAAAUCAGCGAAGAAGACUACGACAAGCGCGCGAACACGGUGCGCAACUACAAGCGGGAGCAAAUCGCGAAAGAUCCCAACUGGAAACCGCCUGUCCUCAUGGGCGCGGGAUUGCGCGGCAUCAAGAAGGACUACGGUCCCGAGACGGUGGAAGGUAUCGACGUGGGCAUGCGCUGCGAAGUCACGCCAGGCGGACGCCGUGGUCGUGUCGCGUACGUCGGCGUUGUGCCCGAGUUGGCGUCAUCGGAAGUGGAAGGGUACUGGGUCGGCGUUGUCUUUGAUGAACCUGUGGGCAAAGGCAACGGGUGUGUCAAAGGCACGCGGUAUUACGACUGCCUCGACAAGUUUGGGGGUUUCAUUCGACCUCCCAAUGUUCAAGUCGGCGACUUCCCACCGCAGGACGAACUCCUCUCGGACGAAGAUGACGAGUUCUAGAUCGAUGAGACUUGACAACAUGACUCUGGUUUCUCUGUGAAGGUGGUUGGCAUGAAAGGAUCCCCUCUAUGGAGUCUAAUGUUGUGAUAUCAACUACCCAUAACGUUAGCAUGGACGCGACGACGGAUUUCUCGUUAGUGUAUGCACUUGCUCCACGCGCAUGCAUGUUGCUAUGGACAAUGAAUAGGGAUGAUGCCUUAAAUUUCAGCCUUCUUCAAGAUCUCCUCAACAUUCCAGCGCUUUCGCUUGCUCAACGGACGCGUUUGACUGAUGCGCACCAUGUCGCCAAUGUUGCACGUGUUCUCUUCGUCAUGGGCCAUGAACUUCUUUGUCUUCUUGUAGUACUUGCCGUACGUCGGGUCCUUCACGAUGCGUGUGACGGCGACGAGGACGCUCUUCUGCAUCUUAUCGCUCACAAUCUUCCCAAAGAUAGGCUUCAUCGUUCGCCGCUGCUGCUUGUUCAAAUGCACCACGCUUCCUG
Aphanomyces astaci is the source of this 1352-nucleotide messenger RNA. RefSeq lists its product as hypothetical. The record is from RefSeq and is a predicted model, not a curated record. Gene Ontology annotation, cellular component: cytoplasm; microtubule plus-end; nucleus. Gene Ontology annotation, molecular function: microtubule plus-end binding; alpha-tubulin binding. Gene Ontology annotation, biological process: tubulin complex assembly; post-chaperonin tubulin folding pathway; cytoplasmic microtubule organization. Bases 56 to 871 code for a protein of 271 amino acids. The transcript has 2 exons. Lineage: Eukaryota; Oomycota; Saprolegniomycetes; Saprolegniales; Verrucalvaceae.